AUGGUUGAGCAACCUACCAUCCAAUCCGCAGACACAGAUGGCAACGGACCAGCGAAACGUCGACGAAGACCAGCACUAUCAUGCGUGGAAUGUCGCAUGCGCAAGGUGAAAUGCGACCGAGGAAAACCUUGUGGUGCAUGCACUAGGAUCAAAUCAGCGACAUGCACGUUUAGACCUCCACGUCCGGGGAUUCGGUCAGAAGCCCAAAGGUCACCCGAGGAUGGUGCCUCCACAGGUCACAGCAACGACCACGACCAAAAUCCGGCUCGCUCUUCUCCUGAGGCGCCUGAGCUUCCCAGUCAGUUUGACGCAAUCGUCAAUCGUUAUGUGGCACCCGGGCUUCUUGGAGAAUGCGACGGCCAGCCGAAGCCUCUGCCCUCCAAUAGACCGGCUUUUAGCUUGAACUCGCACUCGGACUCUGCACAAGCUUCUAUCAUCAACAGCUUGUUGGAUAGGAUUCAAGGUCUGGAAGAACGACUGGCAAGCGCUACUCUGAACGAUGACCCAAGGACUAGUACGUCGCUGGGACGGGAAAGCGCAAGUGACACAAGCGCCCAGUUUGUAAAGGCAAAGUACUAUGGUCAGAGUCAUUGGAUGAACGCUAUCGAUCCCUAUGACGCUCUCGGCGACACAAACACUACAACGAACCACAAUACGAACAGGAAAGAGGUGAACAAAUCGACUGAGCUAUAUGCUACUGUCUCAGAGGUCAAGCGAAUGGCUCGCAUCAUCAAGGCCUCUCGCAUGUCACAGCCGUCCAUUUCACCAGAACUGCAGGCAUGCAUCCCCCCGAAAGAAAUCAGCGACGCACUGGUCGACUGCUAUCUCCGUACAUUCGAAGGUGUGUUUCGCGUACUACAUGUGCCUUCCUUCAGAAAAGUCUACGAUGCGUACUGGCUCGGCACCACGCCUGCAAAGCCGUCCAUUAUUCACAAGUUUCUGCUGAUCAGUGUCUAUCAUGGCGAGAUGCGACGCAGACUCUGGGCAACUGUUCUGGAAAUCACUGCCCAAAGCAGCUUAGACAUGGGCAUGCCGCCUAUGAUCUCGGUGAACGACUACGAUACGAAGCCACCCUCCAACAUCAACGACGAAGAUAUGGGAAACGGCAUAGACACCCCACUCGAUGUGAAGCCAGCAACCGUAUUCACGGACAGCAGCAUACAGAUUGCUUUUACACAGACCCUUCCCACACGCCUUGAGAUCAUUAGGGUAAUCAACAACCUGCGCUUCGAUCUAUCAUACGACGACGUAUUGCGUAUCGGCACCAAGCUCAUCAGCGUCUGUCGCGAGAAAAUGAUCUUCUUCAAAUCAGCAUUAGCAGCAGGACAAAACAUCACGCCGUUCCAGAUCAAGAUGUCCGAUACCCUAGUCCGACGCUUCGUCCUCUGCCUCCACCGCCCCUACUUCUCCAAAGCAAGCGAGAACCCACGCUAUCAUUACUCCCGGAAGAUAUGUCUCGACACAUCACUAGCGAUCUACGCGCCAGCAACUGAACUGGGACCAGGAGAAGAGGACGACUGGACGCGCAUGACGCAUCGAUGCGUGGGGUUCUUUAAGUCGUUCUUCCUCUACGCUAUGUCAACCGUGUACUACGAGCUCAACUCUCAGAUCAACGAAAGGAAAGAAGAAUUGGCGCUAUUCGCUCCUCUUGUAUGCACACGCCCAGCCGCAACGUCCCCCUCUACAGGGUUGACAUCCUUACCACCACAGUACCACGCCCUACGUCAAGUCCUGGAAUUAUCCCGCCACACAGCAGUAGCCCGCGUCCAAAACGGCGAAACGAAUGCAAAAGGCGUUGUCUUCAUCAACUGCGCACUAGCACGCAUCGACGCUUUGAUAGCCGGCACCGACCCUGAAGCAGCUGUGCUCGAAGCAGCGAAAUCAUCUACCCAAGAAAUGAGUAAGAUACUAGCAGCAGUAUACCGCGAAGAGCACGGCGAAGACAUCGACCUCAGUCCCUCCAGCAGCAGCUUCGCAGGUAGAGAGCAUGGUCGAGGCGAGGGCGCUGAUGACGUUACUGGGAAGCAUCUACCUACUGGCACCGGCCCCCAGAGCGGCUGCAGUGACAGUACAGGUUUCCCUUGUUUCGACGGCACGAUGGACGGACUGAGUAUGCUGAAUAACGAUCUGGGAGAUGUGAACAUGGGGUUGGACAUCGAUAUCAAUGCGUAUAUGCAGGGGUUACCCAUCGACUCGGGGGCUGGUUUUCACUUUGGAAGGAGUCCGGAGUGGUUCUAUGAUCUUGAUGGGUGGGCUGCAGGUGGUAGUUUCGGCAACCCUGGAUAUGGUGUUUAG
Molecule: messenger RNA, 2295 nt
Organism: Alternaria infectoria
Lineage: Eukaryota; Fungi; Ascomycota; Dothideomycetes; Pleosporales; Pleosporaceae
Exons: 4
Coding region: 1-2295 (764 amino acids)
Biological process (GO): regulation of transcription by RNA polymerase II
Cellular component (GO): nucleus
Molecular function (GO): DNA-binding transcription activator activity, RNA polymerase II-specific; RNA polymerase II cis-regulatory region sequence-specific DNA binding; zinc ion binding
Source: RefSeq, a predicted model, not a curated record